Molecule: messenger RNA, 3391 nt
Organism: Salarias fasciatus (jewelled blenny)
Lineage: Eukaryota; Metazoa; Chordata; Actinopteri; Blenniiformes; Blenniidae
Gene: picalmb
Product: phosphatidylinositol binding clathrin assembly protein b
Exons: 24
Coding region: 468-2684 (738 amino acids)
Biological process (GO): clathrin-dependent endocytosis; clathrin coat assembly; synaptic vesicle budding from presynaptic endocytic zone membrane
Cellular component (GO): clathrin-coated vesicle; extrinsic component of presynaptic endocytic zone membrane; synaptic vesicle
Molecular function (GO): phosphatidylinositol-4,5-bisphosphate binding; 1-phosphatidylinositol binding; clathrin heavy chain binding
Source: RefSeq, a predicted model, not a curated record
CGGAAUCGGAGGCGGCGGUGGAGGAGGAGCGGCGGCGGAGAGACGCAGGGACCUGGAGCCACAUCGGGAUGAGAGCGCGGUAGAGACCCGGGUCGGAUGAGUCAGCGACCGGACCCUGCUAUCACCACAGCUCCCCCCCAAUCCCGAAUGAAUCCCGUCGGAUCCGAGCGGCGCAACAAGACAGAAACAAUCUAACAUUUUUUGUUGUUUGUAUUGUUGUUGUCUUCAUUCCGCCCUCCCCUGGCUCGCGUCUGCCAUAGCCUAGUUUUGAUUUUUUUAUUCCCACCAAGGUGGAGAGAAAAGGGGGGGCCCGGUGAGGCUGCGGAGGAGGUGGAGAGGGUUUAUUUCAUUUUCUUGUCCUCCACACAAACUCUUGAGGACUGAAUCCGGAGGGGCGAUAGGUGUUUUCUUUUUUUGUUUAGUUUAGUUUUUUUUCCCAGUCUUUUGUUGCGUUGGAGUGAAGGAAGAUGUCGGGGCAGAGCAUUACGGACAGGAUAACUGCAGCCCAGCACAGUGUAACGGGAUCCGCCGUGUCCAAAACAGUAUGCAAGGCCACCACGCACGAAAUCAUGGGCCCCAAAAAGAAACACCUGGACUAUUUGAUCCACUGCACCAACGAGAUGAACGUCAACAUCCCCCAGCUGGCCGACUCGCUGUUCGAGCGCACCACCAACACCAGCUGGGUGGUGGUGUUCAAGUCCCUCAUCACCACGCACCACCUCAUGGUCUACGGCAACGAGCGCUUCGUGCAGUACCUGGCUUCGAGGAAUACGCUCUUCAACCUCAGUAAUUUUUUGGACAAAAGUGGGUUACAAGGCUAUGACAUGUCCACCUUCAUCAGGAGGUAUAGUCGCUACCUGAACGAGAAGGCUGUGUCGUACCGACAGGUCGCCUUCGACUUCACUAAAGUGAAACGCGGAGUGGACGGCGUAAUGAGGACCAUGAACACAGAGAAGCUGCUGAAGACCAUCCCCAUCAUUCAGAACCAGAUGGACGCCCUCCUCGAUUUCAAUGUCAAUGCCAACGAGCUGACUAAUGGUGUCAUCAAUGCAGCCUUCAUGCUCCUCUUCAAAGACUCCAUCAGGCUCUUCGCUGCCUAUAAUGAAGGCAUCAUUAACCUGCUCGAGAAAUACUUUGACAUGAAGAAGACUCAGUGUAAAGAAGGGCUGGACAUCUAUAAGAAGUUUCUCACCCGAAUGACUCGGAUAUCGGAGUUCCUCAAAGUAGCAGAGCAGGUGGGAAUCGAUCGAGGCGAUAUCCCCGACCUUUCACAGUUGAAGGAAAAAACACUGGCUGUGGCUCCCAGUAGCCUUCUUGAAGCUUUGGAGCAGCAUUUGGCCUCUUUAGAGGGCAAAAAGGUCAAAGACUCGACUGCAGCCAGCAGGGCCAGCACUCUGUCCAACGCAGUGUCGUCACUGGCCAGCACGGGGAUGUCUUUCACCAAAGUGGAUGAGCGAGAGAAGCAGGCGGCCCUGGAGGAGGAGCAGGCUCGGCUCAAAGCUCUCAAGGAACAGAGGCUGAAGGAGCUCUCCAAGAGGCCGUCGUUCGCAACCACCGACACGUCACCAGUCUCCACCACCGGGGGCACCAUCAGCACAGCACCAGCCAUAGACCUCUUCUCCACGCCCAGCUGCUCCAACGGCGCGGUGAAGAUGGAGAGCGACCUGUUCGACCUGCAGUCCACCUUCCAGCCCUCCAUGCAGUCGGGCUCCUCGGGGCUCCCGGUGGCCACGGCCUGGGCAGAUCCUUUCACCUCUGCUGAAGCCGGGGAUGAAUCCAUGCCAAACCUUAACCCUUUCCUCUCAAAACUCGUUGUCGAUGCCACUCACUUACCUGUCGUGUCUUCAGACGGUGUUAACUUUUCCUCUAGGACAUCUGCUCAUGAAAUGUUUGGUGAUCGUUACAAUCCCUUUAUUGACACAAACUCAUCAGUUUCAACCAAUUACAAACGCACAGUGCGGAUAGAGCACUCCAUCUCAGACUCCUUCUGUGGUCCGGCUGCCCAGCACCUCCCACACCAGGCUCCCUUCCCCACUGAGCCCUCUACUGUAGCAGGUCUAUUCAGAGGAUACUCGACGCCACAGCCUCCUCCACAGCCGCCGGCAGGAGGGCUCCAGGUGGACUUUGAGUCGGUUUUCGGAGCCAAAGCAACAGGCAGCAGCAGCCUGAAUUCAGACGAUAUCACCGGCAGCAUCCUGAAGCCGACGCUGGCCGGCUCCGGCCUGCCGUCCAAUCAGCAGCCGGAGAAGCUGGUGUCGGACGACCUCGACUCCUCCCUGGCCAACCUCGUCGGCAACCUCGGCAUCGGGAACGGCACCAUGAAAAAUGACAUCCACUGGAGCCAGCCGGGGGAGAAGAGGAUGACCGGCGGCACCAACUGGCAGCCCAAGGCGGCACCCACCACGACCUGGAACCCCGUUUCCAUGCCUCCGUCAAUCAUGGCCUUCCCUGCCACCACGCCCACAGGCAUGAUGGGAUACGGCAUGCCUCCACAGAUGGGCUCCAUGGGGAUGAUGAACCCUCCCACCAUGAUGUACAGCCAGCCCGUCAUGAGGCCCCCCAACCCCUUUGGCUCGGUGUCCAGCGCUCAGCCCUCUGCAGCCUCUAGUCCUUCCAGCCAGAGUCCUCUCCGAGCCCCUGGACAGGACCCGUUUGCACACCUCUCUCUCAAGGAUUUCUUGUAGAGCAUCUCUUUAGAUGCAGUUCAUGUAAUUUGACGGGAAGUGUCUCUCGGAAGACGAAGCACUCGAGCAGCGGUCUAACUCUUCAGAGAAACAUUCACAACCCCACCCACCCCACCCCCCACCUCCCCCCCUUCUAUAAAUGCAGACGUGUGGAGAACGGUGCGGCCGCCGCGCCCGUCCCGGACAGCGGCGGCCGCUUGGCGAAAGCUCACACUCCACCUCUUUGUAACCUGUCCGAGACGCCGCUGCUGUCUGACCCCUCCCCUCAGAGGACUCCCUGUCCGUCUUGCAGCGCGAUCUGUAAAGAUAGUCUCGGCUGCUGAGAAACGUUAACGUUAUGUAUUUUGGAGAUGCUGCUGCGGUCGGAUGUCACGGCCGGAUGUUCAGGGCGGAGGGGGCGGAGCCACCAGGAGAGCGGUCCUUCCCCUUUCUCCAUCCGAUCACCGGUCAUCCAUUCCCCGCAGUUAUUUAACUGUCACUAAGUAGUGAUGCUAAUGACGUUUACACCUAUUUAGUUUUUGUCUUUUUUACCGUGUUUACAAUAGACAUUCCUUGUGUGUUGUUUGUAUUUAUUUAUGAUUAUUGGUUUAAGACCGGGGGCGGGGUUAAAAAAAAAAUAGUAAUGUAAAAUCUGCAGUACGUUGAACACGUGUGGGAGUGCUUCAGCAUUAAAAACAAGGAUCUCCGACUAUCAUUAAGAGGUAGAG